GACGACAGUGGCCUCGAUCUUGAGCCCCGUUGGGAAACUGAGCCUAGUAUUGAAGCCAUCCGGACCGUUUGCCUGCAAAAGUUGGACAUACAUGCUCCAGACGACUGCGCCAUAUACUUUCUCGCCGCGGGCGCCUUCAACAAACUAUACCUGGUCGAGAUUUCUCAUAAACAAAAGUAUGUGAUGCGAGUCUCCCUCCCAGUCGAUCCCCAGCACAAGACAUCAGGCGAGGUGGCGACCUUGCGCUGGAUCAACCGCUGCACCAAAGUUCCAGUACCCGACGUCAUCGCCUUUGACGAUUCAAGCGACAACGAAAUUGGGUUCGAAUGGAUCCUGAUGCGACUCAUGCCUGGAUCUUCGGCUCAUUCCAAGUGGCGCAAGAUGUCUAUGGCGACCAAAAAGGCCUUGGUGGAGCAGCUGGCAGAAUACCAAGCUCAACUUUUCCGCCUCGACUGUGGAGGGAGAGCAGCAGGUUUCCGCGGCAUUGGAACGCUCAACGAGAUCCCCAACAAACAAGAAUCCAGCCAGACCGACCCAGAUCCAGUACCAGGUCGCAUUGUUUCCCACACCUUCUUUUGGGGCCAACACUUCGACUAUGACAUUCCCCGGGGGCCCUUCCGCUCCAGCCAUGACUGGCUGGAUUCUUAUCUUCGCAUCAUCAUCCAAGAGCAGAAGGAUGCCAUACAACGUACCGAAGAUGAGGAAGAUGGAGAGUAUGCAGAACGCAUACUACGAACAGCUGAGAGGCUUUCUGCUCUACUACCCAAAUUAUUCCCUUCCAUUCUCAAUCCACCCCAGCAAACGGUAUUAUGGCACGACGAUCUCUCGCUAUCAAACAUCUUGGUAGAUGACAAAGGCCGAAUCACAGCUCUGGUCGAUUGGGAGUGCGUCUCAACAAUGCCGCGAUGGGCAGCCACCCAGAUGCCCAAGUUUUUAAUGGGCCCAGAGCGACAAGAAGAACCAGUUCGAGAUAACUACAUGGAUGAGAUCCUGGAGGAGGCUGAAGAACGAGAUGAUGAUGAUGACCAGGACAACGAGGAAAAGAACGGACUCUACUGGAUACACUUGAUGGAAUACGAGCAGACCCUUCUGACAAAGACGUACGCAGAUCGUAUGCGUCUUCUAUGGCCUGAGUGGGACGCACAUGUUGCCGAUGCCAUGCUAAGCAUCGACUUUUUAGGUGCUAUUGAUCGCUGUGCUUCCGGGUUUAAUUUGAAAAGCAUCAACGGCUGGAUUGAUGCCAUAGAGAAAGGGGAGUUCCCUGGACUGGAGACUUUAUUGAACCCAAAAGGUGCGACGGUCUAG
Ilyonectria robusta is the source of this 1305-nucleotide messenger RNA. RefSeq names its product phosphotransferase enzyme family-domain-containing protein. Lineage: Eukaryota; Fungi; Ascomycota; Sordariomycetes; Hypocreales; Nectriaceae. The record is from RefSeq and is a predicted model, not a curated record. The annotation marks the transcript as partial. The transcript has a single exon.